AUGGACGAGGAUGACGAGGAAGAGGAAUUCGCCCUCCGACAUCGGCCACCAGCCCGCGAGUCUCUGGCGAACAAGAUACUCACUUCCCUCGAGAGAAGCACCUUCGACGUCAAGCAUGAAGAUUUUCUGCCAGAAGACUGCAUCGAGCACCUUGUAACACGGGAGGCAAUUCAAGAUGAGCUGCGGAUUAAUGAAUUCUAUCUCCAGAUGGCGUCUGCGAAGCAAGAACGUAUCAUCAACUGGAUCCACACAGAAGCCAAAAAGGUCUUCGCCAUCACCGUCCAAUGCCUCGCAGCCCAGGAUCUGCUUCCAUCCAUACAACGAUUCAAGAAUAAAGGAUUCAACGAUGCUAGCCUUCCUGUGAGGAAUCCAAGGUCUCACUCUGAUUCGAGUUGCCUAUCGCCCCAAACCCACGAACAUUUUCGUCCAGAAAUCUGGGGCCCGUUCCCCCUCUACAACUUCUACGGAAAUCAGUGGAAGUACAUAGCGCCGGUGUUCUCGCCCAACCAGUACGACUACAAUCUCUCAUCCGAGUGCAUAUUCCCCUUCACCGUAGACGGUGCAAUACCCAAAGUUGGGGCAUUCAGUUCCGUUUAUAGGGUCAAGAUACACCCGGCCCAUCAAAAGCAUCCCAAACUGCAGGACGUUGCCAUUAAGGAGAUUAAAGUCAGUCGAGGCGAUGACAAGGCAGGGACAGAGAGUGCCUGGGAGACGGAAGCGAGAGCGUUAGAGGAUAUCAACAAGCUUGAUCAUAAGCACAUCGUCAAAUGUAUCGCCGCCAUUCGCAGGGGCGACAGUCGCUACUUCAUGUUCCCUUGGGCAGACGGGGAUAGCCUUCGCGACUUCUGGGACAGAACACCGAGACAGGCCCCCAGCAAAGAAGUUAUCCAUCAGGCGAUACUUCAGCUAAGGGGACUAGCGGACGCUCUUGAUAGUCUCCACAACUUUGAUGGCGGGCAUACUAGGCAUCACGUCAACGAAGACCAGACAGAUGCACAGCACCAGGAUGUCCCCGAGAUGCGAGUCCACAAUGAACUCAACGAAUUAGGUGACUACGAAGAUGCGCCCAACCAAGAAUCGAUCAGGCACGGUGACCUGAAGCCCGAGAAUAUCCUCAGGUUCCUAGACCAAGAGACGAAGCUGGGAGAACUCAAGAUCGCUGAUAUGGGUCUCGCGAAGCGCCACGUAGUCGAGACCCAGGAUCGAGCCCACCUCACGAGCACUCGAUAUGGGACCAUCCGGUAUGAAGCCCCGGAGACGGUAACUGCGAUCCAAGGGCGGUCGCGUCUGUACGACAUUUGGUCUAUGGGGUGCAUUACUCUCGAAUUCAUCAUCUGGAUCUUGUACGGAAACGAAGAGCUGAAUAGUUUCUACAACCAGGUGAAAGGCGCCGGUCACCAAGUUUGCCAGUACUUCGAAGUCCUCGAGUCCCGGACGCCGAUGCGGGCCAAAGUACAUCGUGUCGUGCUCUUAUGGAUGGACCAGAUCCAAAACAUGGACCCGGAGUGCUCGCAAGAGUCAGCCAUCCGAGAUCUUUUGAGCGUUGUCCGCACGAAGCUUCUUGUUAUUCCCCUGCCUCCGAAUCGGACCAGGUCGUUCAACCCUGGUCCCGGCCUAGUGCCACCAGCCGAAGGAGAGCAGAUUACCCGUUAUCGUGCUACCGCGAGCGAGUUUCGCGACGCUCUUGAUGGCAUAUUGUCCAAACUUAAAGGCUGGGAAUUUCCGGUCGACAAUACUUUCGCUGAGAAAGUUGUAGCUCAAGUGGGGUCCCAAGCACUGUCACCACGGUCGUCCACGCCUGCCCAGCUCUGCGAGCGAUGCAUCGGUCUGAACUUCUGGGCUGGAGGAUUUGCAUUCGAAGAUCAUGUUCAUGCUCUGCAAGAGCGCGCUAAAGUCUGCGACUUCUGCAAGAUGCUUCAUGACGUUUGCGGGAAAGGCGACGCGCCCCGAGGUCGGAAAGUCCGGUUUGAGCGCAUGCAGUCAACUGUGAUGAUGGUGGGAAGCAAUCCGUUGCCUGUACUAUCUAUUUUUCGAAGCCCUGAAUCGAACCCGCCGCUGCAAAUCCAAUUAGGACAGCCGGAGCUUCCAAAGCCCGGAACAGACACUUUCUUCAAAAUCACCAACCUGUGGCUCGAAGACUGCAACACGAACCACAAAGACUGCCGACCCGAAACUCAGAAAAGCCUCCCCACGAGGCUAAUUGACGUGGGCACCCUUGAAGCCCCUAAGCUGCGCCUCCUAGAGUGCCGUGAGGAGAAGCUCUCAGGCUGCGAGUACAUCGCACUCUCGCAUCCCUGGGGCGAUCAAAGCAAGCACCCACCGUUCACGACACUGCGCAAAGACCCCAGUGGCGCGGGUCGUGAGGUCGACAAGUUCAAACAUGCCAUUCCAUACGACCAGCUUCCAGCAACUUUCAAGGAUGCGGUGGACUGUACGCGAGCGUUGAACAUCCGGUACGUCUGGAUAGACUCCCUCUGCAUAAUUCAAGGCAAGGAUGGGGACUUCAAUGAAGAGGCGGAGAGGAUGGAAGAUGUAUUUAGCGGCGCGUAUUGUGUACUUGCCGCAAGUCGCGCCUCAGGCCAGUGCGAUGGCUUUCUAGGGAGCAGGCCGUGGCGUGAGUACAUUACUUUCCAGCGCGGAGACGAGAAGCCCUUCUACAUAUGCAAACCUAUCGAUGACUUUAGCCAUCAUGUGUUAGAAGGCACAUUGAAUCGUCGCGGCUGGGUAUUGCAAGAGCGGGCGCUCGCUCGACGGACCAUUUUCUUCACAGAGAGCCAAACGUACUUCGAGUGCGGCUGCGGUGUACGAUGCGAAACGCUAGCACGGAUGCAUAACAACAUGGCCGACUUCCUCGGCGACCCGAAGUUUCCAGACAAGGCCUGGCGCACGCCGUCUCGCGCACUCAAGAUAUCCUACUUCCAGGACCUUUACCAGCAGUACUCCCGCCUCCAAUUCAGCAGAGAUGAAGACCGCCCUUUUGCCAUCGCGGGCCUCGAAAAGCGUCUUCAAAAAGCGUUUGGGACGAAAGGCGGAUACGGCAUCUUUGAUGACGGCUCCGGAGGUGGGCUUUUUCAUCGAAGCUUGUUGUGGCAGCGCGGCGAAGACGAGGUGAGCAUGGUGCCCAUCCUCUUCCCUGUGGAAAGAAAUGUCAAUGUUCCGAGCUGGUCAUGGAUGGCCUACAAGGGAGGGAUUGGCUAUACCGAUCCCCCAUUCCAGACCGCGGAAUGGGAGAAGAAAGAGAUUCGGCCCCCGUGGACGCGUGGCGGGAAUGAAGAGGCGGAGACGACGCAUAAGCAUAUCGAUAUGUCGUUGACGGCUACGGUGAGAGAUUUCACCGUCGCUGGGAGACUGCCGGCUGAAGUCAGGCUGGUCUAUGAUACGGAGAGGACAGCCUCCGAUGGGCAACGUCCUCAAUGUAUUAUUGUGGCUCGGUCUAAGGAUGGCAAGACGGAUCGGGACAAGAGGCACUAUGUGCUGAUUGUUACGCCGAUGCAGGCAACUGCGGCUCGUGGAGAGAAGUUGUAUAAGCGCGCAGGCGCGGGAUACAUGCCCGGGAAGUAUAUUGCUUUGGAGAAGCCCGGUAUUGCGGCAAAGAUAUGUUAGCUACAACCUCAUGGUCAUCUGUAUAUUCGGCACCCCGGGACAAUCGAGCCAUUACCGGCCCUCGUCCACGCUAAUCUAUCAACGCAUAGGUCUUCAAGCAACGUU
Messenger RNA from Trematosphaeria pertusa, 3708 nucleotides. Its product is annotated as HET-domain-containing protein. Gene Ontology annotation, molecular function: protein kinase activity; ATP binding. NCBI's taxonomy places the organism in Eukaryota, Fungi, Ascomycota, Dothideomycetes, Pleosporales, Trematosphaeriaceae. Bases 1 to 3603 code for a protein of 1200 amino acids. The transcript is spliced from 5 exons. Gene Ontology annotation, biological process: protein phosphorylation. The record is from RefSeq and is a predicted model, not a curated record.